CAAGCGGAUAAAGGUCCCGAAGUCAACUUUCAGAGUAGUUAAUUUUUCAAGUAGUUAGUUGUUUGUUAAUUUUGUAUUACUUAUUCUAAAUGAUAGGCCUAUUCGGGUAACACUGGCGCUAACGUUACUCGGGGAAAAUGUGUCGUGCGCGCGCCGUGUCCGUUAAAAAGUGUUGUGUCCGGCUCAGGAGUACACUACCAACCGCCACUGUGAGGCUAACUGCUAACGUUAAUCAACCUCAGUGAGCCAUUAGGCACCUUACUCACACAAUACCUCGCCGUGACUUAAAUUUAACGAACAUGAUAAAGUGUUUGUCCAAGGAGGUUCAGGGUAAGCUUCGCUCCGGCGUUGCUAUCUCGUCGCUCCAGCAGUGUGUGGAGGAGCUCCUUCUCAACAGCAUCGAUGCCGGGGCGACGUGUGUGGGUGUGAGGAUGGACAUGGAGGCCUUCAAAGUUCAGGUGAUUGACAACGGCUCCGGGAUGAAGUUGGAGGACAUGGAGCACAUCGGGAGCAGGUACCACACCAGCAAAUGCAGCUGUGUUGAAGACCUGGAGAACCUCAGAUACUACGGGUUCAGAGGGGAGGCCGUGGCAAGUAUUGUUUCUAUGGCGACGCUUGUAGAAAUAUCAUCCCGGGCCAAGUCAUCUGUGAAAACACACGUCAAAAUCUUCAAGGAUGGUAAGGCCUUGAACGUCUUUGAAGCUGAGACCGCUCGUCCCUCUGCUGGGACGACUUUUGUCAUUUGUAAUUUCUUCUACAAUAUGCCAGUGAGGAGGAAGAGGUUGGAUCCUGUCCUGGAGGGUGAGCGGAUCAGACACCGUGUUGAGGCCAUUUCCUUGAUGCAUCCCUCUGUCUCUUUCACACUGAAGAAUGACUGUACAGGGGCCAUGUUGGUGCAGCUCUCGAAAGCUAGAAACACCUACCACAGGUUUGUCCAGAUACAUGGCUUGGGGCGGGCACAGAAACUGCGAGAAAUCAGCCACACGCAUGGACAGUUUGAAGUUAUGGGUUACAUAGGAAGGGAGGGCCAUUACAACAACAGCUUACAGUUCUUAUAUGUGAACGACAGACUCCUCUUGAAAACACGCAUCCACAAGCUGCUGAAUCUGCUCCUACGCAAACUGAGAAGCUCAAACCAGAAGAAUGACAGUCCAGAUGGGCCGUCUGCCAUCAGGAGUCCAAAACACAAACGAAGCCAAGAGAUGCAUGGACUGUACAUCAUCAAUAUCAAAUGCCCUUACUCAGAGUAUGACGUUUGCCUUGAGCCUGCCAAAAGUCUAAUCGAGUUCAAAGAUUGGGAUGGUAUUUUGCUCUGCAUAGAAGAGGCGGUUAAAGUGUUUUUGAACAGAGAAAACUUGGUGGUUGAGCUCUCCCAAGAUGAUUUGGAAUAUGCUUGUCCAAGGUUGUUUGGCGUAGCAGAAACAGAUCAACAAGUGAACAAUGACGGCGAAGGUGUCCAAGCAACUAUAGGAUAUUCUUCACUAGAAUGCAUUUCUGGAAGGACACUUGCAUCUGAACCUGUUCAUCGUAAGCAUAAACAAAACAGUGUAUCUGAAAACAGUGUUGGCCAGACAUCUGAGUGCACAGUAGCUGAGGAAGAAAGCCUUGGGGAGAGAAGGAUUAUUGCAAGUGAGUUGGAUAGUAAACAAAGCGAUGCAUGCAUAGAUCAACCCAGAGCAGUGCCACAGUGUGAUUCGGUGACAUUACCCGAUGGAUCUGAACCUUCAACUGACAGUAACAUCGCUGAAGAAGAGGAGUUAGCUUUUAGAAGUGUUGAGGAAAACUGUCAGGGUAUUGAAUCUACGCCCAGUUCAGUCAGUCAGCCAGAAAGUGAACAACUGAGAGUUACGAUAGUAGAAGAGAUGAGAUUAAACAGUACUGCCUCAAGCAGCAAUGUGUCUGCACUGCAGAACGUCACACAAGAAAUUCAACUCAGCACCAAAGAAAUGCUACCAAACUGCCAGAGUACAAACGGACAUGAAGAAACUGUAGUAGAUAACAGAAAGAUUAGUCUGUCCGACCCAUACAUUCAUGAAAAUCUGCAGGCUCAGGAUGUGCCCUUGAUCAUUAGGCCACAGUUACACCAGCAUUUGGGGACAGUAAAAUGUGAAGAAAGCUCUUGUGCAUCAAAACGCAAAAUAUCGCUCAUAGAGGACUCAAGUCAUAUCAAAGCCACUCAGCAAGUACACAAGGACCUUGCCCCUGUCAUCCCCUCAAAGAUUCCCAAGCUCACAUCUUGUCAAAAGUUGUCUUUAUGCAAGGAGGCUGGAUCUCUGGACAGGUUUAGAAGAAUAUAUGGGAAGUCCAAUGAACUGAAAUCAUCCUCUCUGGGCACUUGUGACAAGCUUUCACUGAAUGAUGCCAAAGCAUCUCACACACACAGCUUUGAUUUGAAUCCCCAGAAUGUUCUGGCUUGUCAGGAAGCGUCACAAGAAGGUGAUGUUAUAGAGACACCAAAAACACAAACCGACUUGAAAAGCCCACCAACACUGUCUGUCUUCACAAAGGUAAAGCCAGCCUCGACACAGAAUAGAGCCAGAGGAGUAUCUCUGGCUGCUAAACUGUGUCAUUUAAAACAGCACAGGACAGAGGCCACACGAAAUGAAUUAACAGACUCUUCCAGGGCUACUUCAACGGACGAUACGCAUCUCAUAAGCGCUAAUGACAGCAUUCAGGAUGACAACAACAAUGAGCAUCCCUGUGAUGCUACAGGAACUCCUGAGCCGGUCCCAAGUUGCAAUACAAUUCCUUUGUCCACUGAAAGGGAAGAGGCCACAGCAUCGAGUGACUGGCUUCAGCACUAUGACACUCAUGUGGGAAAGAUAGUUUAUGUCAACAAAAAGACCGGGCUCAGCCGAUAUGAAGAUCCGCCUGUGGAAGAAACACAAGUUCACUGCACAUCAGAUGUCACCAAUAUGGCUGUCAGCGUCAUAUCUAAAUCAGGAGAUGGUGUUGAGGACUCCAGCUCACUUUCCUCAUUGUACUCUAAAUGGGAAAAUCCUGUGUUUGUCCGACCUCCUAUGGUUGGCGUGGACAUAUCGAGCGGUCAAGGUGAUGGACUGGCUGUGAAGAUCCAUAACAUCCUGUUUCCAUAUCGCUUCUCAAAGGCCAUGAUUCACUCAAUGAAGGUUAUUCAUCAAGUGGAUAAGAAGUUCCUUGCAUGUCUUAUAAAUACAAGAGACCAAGAGCCUGCAAACACUGACACUGAAGGAAAUCUUUUGGUGCUAGUGGAUCAGCAUGCUGCACAUGAGAGGGUUCGACUUGAAAAUCUAGUUGCAGACUCCUAUGAAGAUGAUCCGGAUGCACCAGGGGAGAGACGUCUGUGCUCAUCAACCAUUUUGCCACCACUAGAGAUCAGUGUAACAGAAGAAGAGCUGAGGCUACUUGGGUCUUGUCAGCCACAUUUGCGAAGUUUGGGCCUGGAAGUGGAGUUCUCACAGAAAGAGGAUCCACAUGUGCUUGUGGGGAAGGUUCCACGGUGUUUCACAGAAAAGGAGAGCAAUGAAACCAGGCGGGGGAGACCGUCUGUCAUCAAGCCGAUAGUUGAGGAGUAUCUUCGAGAGCAGAUUGAGUUACUCCGCUCAACUGGCAGAGUUAGAGGAACGCUGCCUCUCACUGUGCUGAAGGUGCUUGCCUCCCUGGCAUGUCAUGGUGCUAUCAAAUUCAAUGACAGCCUUAGCAGAGAUGAGUGCUGCAGCUUGGUAGCAUCCUUAUCUUCCUGCCAGCUGCCUUUCCAGUGUGCUCAUGGCCGCCCAUCCAUCGCUCCCCUGGUAGACAUCCUCCACCUGGACAAAGACUACAAGGAAUCACUGAAACCCAACCUCCAAAAGCUGAGAAGGAUGUACAAAGCAUGGAAGCUAUUUGGAAAUAAUUAAGUGAGUGUGUGUGUGAGUGUGUGUGAGUGAGUGUGUGUGAGUGUGUGUGAGUGUGUGUGAGUGUGUGUGUGUGUGUGUGUGUGUGUGUGUGUGUGUGUGUGUGUGUGUGCGUGUUAUAAUUUAAGUAUAUCAAACAAAAUUAAUUGUAACUUAUAUUUUCCUCAUUAAAUGAGACAAUUUGUUAAAUGCACAAACAAAAACAGUGCCAUACUUGAAAUGAGGAUGUUUUGUUAUAUAUUGAAGCAGCUGAACAUUCAUUGGAAGGGUCAGCAU
Messenger RNA from Myripristis murdjan (pinecone soldierfish), 4148 nucleotides. RefSeq names its product mutL homolog 3 (E. coli) (gene mlh3). NCBI's taxonomy places the organism in Eukaryota, Metazoa, Chordata, Actinopteri, Holocentriformes, Holocentridae. Gene Ontology annotation, biological process: mismatch repair. Gene Ontology annotation, molecular function: protein binding; ATP binding; mismatched DNA binding. Bases 300 to 3875 code for a protein of 1191 amino acids. Gene Ontology annotation, cellular component: mismatch repair complex. The record is from RefSeq and is a predicted model, not a curated record. The transcript has 11 exons.